Molecule: messenger RNA, 1326 nt
Organism: Coccinella septempunctata (seven-spotted ladybird)
Lineage: Eukaryota; Metazoa; Arthropoda; Insecta; Coleoptera; Coccinellidae
Product: RE1-silencing transcription factor A-like
Exons: 2
Coding region: 205-918 (237 amino acids)
Biological process (GO): regulation of gene expression
Cellular component (GO): nucleus
Source: RefSeq, a predicted model, not a curated record
GAAUUUCCUAAAUGUCACUUGGUUGGUGCAAGGGAAGAAAAAUAUCUUGAUGAACCCAUACAAUAUGAACAUAUCGAUCAUACAUACUGUCGCAAAUAUGACGAGAAAUGUCAUGUCAAAUCAGAAAUCUUAGAAUUUGUCGAACAAUUUAUAGACAAUGAAGGAGUUCAUGACAGAGAAGAAUAUAUAAUUGAGAAUGAAAUAAUGAACUCAAAUUCCCUACUUAUUGAAGACAAUUCAAAUCAAUCACCUGCCUCUUUUAACGAAGAAAUGCCUCUAGUAUUAGCAACAGGCAUAAAAUCUGAUAUGUUUAACUUAGGAGUUGUGGACACUUGUGAACAAUUUAUAGACGAAGAAGGUGUUCACGAUAGAGAAGAAUAUAUAAUUGAGAAUGAAAAAAUUAACCCAAACUCCCUAAUUAGAGAAGGUGAUGCAAAUCAAUCACCUGCCUUUUUUACCAAAGAAACGCCUCAAAUAUUUGAUCUAGAGAAUGAUGAAGCUCUUCCUGUGACUAUCAACAAUCAAGAGUGUCAUAUGUGUGAUUUCGAGACCAAUGAUGAAAAAGACCUUGCGUUACAUAUCAAAUCCGUUCAUUCGAAUAUUAAGUGUCAUUUAUGUGAGUAUGUUACUAGCAGAAAAGGGGACUUUCUAAUGCAUGUCGAGCGUGUUCAUCUGGAUAGGAAGAAACAAGAAUGUUACAUUUCUGGAUAUGCUGCACAUUUGAAAACUAAGGAACACAAGUGUCACUUAUGUGAAUUUGCCGGGAGUGCUAAACGUGACCUCGAAAAACAUAUAAAAUCAGUUCAUUUGAAAAUUAAGGAACACAAAUGCAACUUAUGUGAAUAUGCUGCGAGUCAAAAACAGACUCUUCGAAGGCAUUUUAACGCUGUUCAUUUGAAAAUUAAGGAACACAAAUGAUAAAAGUAUUAUCCAGCGAUAUGUCAACUCUGUUCAUAUGAAUAUUAAGAAAUACAAAUGUCACUUAUGUGAAUAUGGUGCGAGUGUUAAGAAUAGACUUGAUUAUCACGUGAAAUAUGUUCAUUUGAAAAUUAGGGAUUGGGGAACACAAGUGUCAUCUGUGUGAGUAUGCUGCAAGUACAAAAAAUGUCCUCAAAAAACAUUUUUACUCUAUUCAUUUGAACAUCAACGAGAUAUUAAUGUCACUCAUGUGAAUAUGAAUAAUUCAUUGGAAAACUGGUAACAGGUGGGGACAUGUUACAAGCAUAAACGAUACUUUGUGGAAUACGUGGAAAAUCUGUCCAUUCAAAUAGCAAGUAACAAUUUUCAGUAAUGAACUAUACUGUAAAUAUAUGAGGUUAUUUUUAA